AUGAUCCAAAAAAUUAAGAAUACCGAAGAAGAACAAUCCAAGGCAGAACUUGUUUAUAACCUGGUAGAAUGGAGGUAUCCAAGAAGCAGUGAUAGCUUUGUUGCUUUUGAUAAACUGACAAAUAUGCAGCUGGAGGAUGCUAAAAUGGCUAAAAAAACAUAUCUUACUGUCAAAAUUAACAAGAAAAACUACAGAGUGAAUCUGAAUACUUUAAAGGCUAGUGAUGAACAAGGAAAAACUAUAACCAUUCAACGUGUGCCAAAGAAUGAAGAUCUCUGGCCUUACCGGCCGCUCUUCGCCGCUUUUCCCACCGCGCUGUUGCUGUUGCUGCUGCUGGGCUGUGGCGGUGCUGCCGCUGCCGCCCUUUCUCCCUCCUUUUCCUCGUUCUGUCGCCACCGCGUGCCCAGCGGCGGGGAGGUUGUCUAUCAAGUUCCUCUAAAGGAAAAUCAUGUCUUGAAGAGAAAUGUGGAUCAACAGCUAAGAAUUAAGAUUAUAUAUGACAGAAGUGUUGAGGAUUUACUCCCUGAGAAAAGACACCUUAUAAAGAACAAACUUUUUCCACAAGCUAUAUCUUAUUUGGAGAAGACAUUUCAAGUGCGCAAAUCCACGGGUACUAUAUUACUAAGCAGGCAGUGUGCAACAAACCAAUAUUUAAGGAGAAAAGCUGACCCUCACAGAUACUGCCGAGGAGCCUGCGCAGACUAUACAAGAUGUGGGCCAGUUGUAGUUCCUGAAAAACAUCUCCAGCAAUGCAGGGUGUGCAAUGAGAAUGAAUGGCACUGUGGACCCACUGGCAUACCUGACCAAGAAGGGGUUCGAGAUGCUGACUUUGUACUCUACGUUAGUGCUCUCACUACUGAAAGGUGUGGCCAUGAAAAUAUCAUUGCUUAUGCAGCCUACUGCCAACUGGAAGCUGAAAUGGACAGGCCAAUAGCAGGAUAUGCUAACUUGUGUCCAAAUAUGAUUUCAACACAAGCUCAGGAGUUUGUUGGCAUGUUGUCUACAGUGAAACAUGAGAUCAUCCACGCACUGGGUUUCUCUGCUGGACUGUUUGCAUUUUAUCGUGAUGAUGAUGGAAAACCUUUGACAACAAGAUAUGCAGAUGGACUCCCUCCUUUUAAUGAAAGUCUAGGUUUGUAUCAGUGGAGCAGUAAAGUCGUUCAUAAAGCAGUGAGGUUAUGGGACAUACGUGGUGGCAAAAUGCUGCACCAUGCUGUUUAUCUUCUGAUAACACCUCGUGUAGUUGAGGAAGCUCGAAAACAUUUUAAUUGUCCAAUUCUAGAGGGAAUGGAGCUUGAAAAUCAAGGUGGCAUGGGUACUGAGCUCAAUCACUGGGAGAAAAGACUGUUGGAGAAUGAAGCAAUGACUGGAUCCCAUACACAGAAUCGAGUCUUUUCCAGGAUCACCUUAGCAUUAAUGGAAGACACUGGCUGGUAUAAAGCAAAUUACAGCAUGGCAGAGAAAUUAGAUUGGGGACGCAAUAAAGGCUGUGACUUUGUAAUGAAGAGCUGCAAAUUCUGGAUCGACCAAAAGAGACAAAAGAGGCAAUUAAUCAGUCCAUACUGUGACACUUUGAGGAGUAAUCCCUUGCAGUUAACCUGCAGGCAGGACCAAAGAGCAGUAGCAGUGUGCAACUUGCAGAAGUUUCCAAAGGAGUUACCUCAGGAAUAUCAGUAUUUUGAUAAUCUUAAUGGAGUACCAGUGGAAGAAUUGCCUUAUUAUGGUGGCUCAGUAGAAAUUGCUGACUAUUGUCCCUUUAGUCAAGAAUUCAGUUGGCAUUUAAGUGGUGAAUUUCAACGCAGCUCAGACUGUAGAAUAAUUGAAAACCAACCAGAUCCUACCAAAAACUAUGGUGCAGAGAAAUAUGGACCAAACUCUGUAUGUCUUAUUCAGAAAUCUGCUUUUGUCAUGGAACAGUGCAGGAGGAAACUCAGUUACCCCGACUGGGGUAGUGGAUGUUAUCAAGUUUCUUGUUCUCCACAAGGGCUGCAUGUUUGGGUCAAGGACACUGCAUACCUAUGCAGCCGCUCAGGUCAGGUGUUAACUGUGAGCAUUCAGAUGAAUGGCUGGAUUCAUGUUGGAAAUCUGAUUUGCCCAGCUUGUUCAGACUUCUGUGACUUCUGUCCCCCAGAGCAGGAUCCUCCAGCUUCUAACUUAACAAGAGCUGCACCGAUCGACUUAUGCUCCUGCUCGUCUAGCCUGGUUGUAACCCUUUGGCUAUUGAUGGCUAACUUAAUUCCCCUGCUAACAGGAUUAUUUCUCUGCGCAUAGAGUUAAGCACGGGGCAGGAAGAUGUUCCCAGAUGAUAUACCAUCAUGUUGCCCUCAUUGCACUCCAUAUUGUGGAGCAUGGAGUUUUUUGUCUCUGCAGGCAGCUGUCUUCUGCUGGACCUCAUCUCUCCUGGCAAGUAUCGGUGCAGACAGUAGUCAGGGAGGUACUGCCAAAACCAGCCAGAGUUUGAGGAGGAAAAUUUACCUUGUCAUUUUAGUAAGUGCCAGUAUUUUCCUGCAUUGCAACCUUUAAUUUUUGAUGGAGUGAGUAACAAGAUCCACUAAGCCAGCUGUGUUAGACUACCUGGCUACUCAGUCAAGAUUUGAAACGAGAACUCUGCUGAGGGUUGUUUAUUUGUUAUGUCCUCUGUGUGACUGGUAGCAAAGCAUCCUCAAACUGGAAAUAUACCUCAGUGGUUUAGUCAAAAGCCAUGUAAAAAUCAGUUGUCAUCACUGCUAAUAACCCAGGCCUGAACAGGUGUGGGAAUUUAUUUGGUUUGUCAAUUCUUACAAUUUAUGGAUGGAAGAAAUAAUUUAGUAGGAUAGACCAGUGGUUGGCAGUUGUCUCCACAAUUCAAUUCUUCAGCUUUGAGUCUUCUCAGAAUUCAUACUAGUUCGCAGUAAAGUGGCUGAUUCUUGGGGUUCACUUAAACCUUCCUACAUGCACAAAGUGAAAUUUCAGACUGGUAACCAAGACAACUGUCUAGAAAUCUCAUUCUCAUUUAGCACGUGCCACUGAAAUUUAAUAUGUCAAAUUUCGAAUAUUCUCAGACUUAUUUGCUAGGCAAAUGCAUUUCAGUACUGACACCCGGUCUGUAUAAUUGGGAUAGGAUUUCUGGUUAUAUUUAAUUUUGUUGGUUUGUUUCUUAAAUAAUGACGUUAUUUUUUUAAAUAGUAUGAACAUAAAUGCAGCUGCUCUCACUUUUCAUUAAAGGACAAACCAGUAGCGAUGGCAGCUAUAAUCUUACAGGACCGCAUUGACUUUUCUAGACCAAAAACUAUAUUGAAUGUGGAAAGAAAAAUCUAAUCUGCCUUUGUUUCUUUUUUGGUUUUCCCCCUUCACUUUUUCUUGGACAUAUAAAUACUAUGGAUUACUUGAGUAUUUGUAAUAAGUUGAGAAUCAGACAUUUUGAACCACACAAGGGCACACCUUGGUACAAAAUUAAUCACUUGAUGGACAAAAUGUGUAAGAGGAAGGACAUGAGCAAAAUCUGUUUAGCUAAGGACAGCUGCUCUAUAGGACACUUGUAAGGAUGUUUUUAUUUGUUUCAGACGCUAUAAUGCAUUACAAAUAAUCCUAUUUGGAGUAAAAAAAACUCUUACGUGGUCCAAUCUGUUGUCUGUCCUGUUAGCAUAGUUUUUGUUCUUGGAAGAGUGUUAAACUUGAGGGACCAGACGUGCCCAGUGCACUAAAAAAAAUGACACUAUAGGAAGAAAGAUUAUAUUACUCUGCUUCUUAAAUGUGCUGUGGUGUUAGAACUGUCAAUGACUAGAUCAGUUUCUAAAAUGAAAGGUAGGGAGAUGGAAGGGGUAUGAAGUAAAAUUUUUUUAGCUACAAUUAUACUUGUUUAAUAAUAGGAUUUCCAUUGUAAUGGUAAGAAAAUCUUUGUGCCUACUGGACUUGUGGGUUUUUUAUUUAAAGAAACUUACAACACUGCUGAGGUGAGUAAGCUGCAACCUAAACUGUCUGAAGGCAUCACGGUUGAGAGAGUACCUUGCACUGGGCUAGUUCCCCUUCUUAACUUCAAGUUAAGUUUGCUUUGAAUUAUACAAGGCCUAGGCUAGCCUUAAAUAGGUGUUUCUGAGAAGCAAUACAAAUUAGGAAUCAUAUGCUUUAAACAUGUACAAGUUUGAAUGAAGAAACACUCAAAUUAAUAAGUGGACACUAAUUGUUUUAAUAUAUGCACACUCAAUGGUUGGUGUACACUGAUUCGUUGAAAACAUAAAGGUUUGAGAAUACAUAUUAGGUCAUAGAGGUUGAUAUUGUAUUUUUUGUCUGUGUGCAAUAAUACAGUUUAAAUAGUAUCACUCAACAACAAUGCUUUUGAUACUUGAAAAGAAAUUAUUGGUUAUUUUUUCUUACUGUGAAAUAUUUGCACUGUCUGAACUUUCUGGUUAACUUUAUAGCUGUUAAACUUUUUUACUGAUGUUAAUUUAUUGUGCUUGAUAUUUGAUAUGCUAGUCUCCUGUCUGUGUAAGUGUGAAAUUUGUCAUAUUUAAGUGAAUAUUUUUAUCUUCUACACAGUUGUUUAUCUUGAGGGCUUUUUUUCUUUUAUUCUCUCUUCCUGAGAAUUAACUGAAAGAUGGCUUCAAAAGUCUAUGCUUACCUACUUUGGAAUUGUAUGCAUUAAUUAAAGAAAGAGGCUGUAGCAUAUUGUACCUGCAGGGAAAAAUCUAUCUGCCUGUCAGAGCUCUUGUGGUCAGAUUCACCUAGUACCUGCUGAGUAGCUGCAUCAGUGAAUCCAGUGAAGUAAAACUAUUAUUGCCUUAAUACUCUGAGAUUUCAGUUGUAAUUUCUUUGACGUGCAGCCAUUCAACUGGCUGUGAAUUGCAGAACUGGACGUGACUUUGGGGAGUCGGGGAGGGAAGGUACUUGAGCAGGCAAAAUCCACCGUGUUGUAUCCUGUCAGUGUGUUAGGAGCUGUAGCUGUGUUGGAACUGCCAAGAAAUGUGUCAAGUUCAGUUUAAAAUGAGAGUGAAUUUGUGACUGUCAAAAAGAAUAUGUGAGUAAAACUGACUACCUCAGUUCUGUUUGUCUUCUGUUCUAGCCUGCUGUGAAAUUCCAAAUCUCUCAAGAAGAAUUAAGUAAAAACAUGUCUCAGGUUUUUAAGAGCAAAACAAAUACAGUAGGAAGCAUAAGCCAUUUUUGAGUGUAGAACAUAGCUAAAAUUGUAGCUUAAACCAAUCAGUUAUGUAGCCUUAAGUGUAGUUCCCCCGUAAAAGUCAGUAUUGGUUUUAAAUAAAAAGUUUGCAGGCAGCUGCUUCAGGUGUCCUGACCAUAUUGUGGCAGGUCCACCCUAUUUCAUCUCUUACAUGUGGAAACUUGGAAAUAUAGCCCAAAUAAGUGUCUGUGUUUUCACCAGAGCAGAUAGGGCAGCAGGAGCCCUGGAAAUAGUGCUGAGAUAAAUGAGUUAGCUUGUCUGUAGCAGAAACAUUUUCAGUAUAUAAUGUCAACAGUUUUAAUUUUUUUAAAAACAUUUCAUGUUUGCUUAUGGAAGUAAAUUAGUCUUGCGGUCUGUUUUUUACCCCAGCUGUUCAAAUCUUACAGCGUUUCAAUUAGAAAUCGAGGCAAGUCACGCUUUAGGAACACGUAUUUCAAGUGUAUCAAACAAUUACAAGGAGGAAGGAUAGCUUUCGGCUGGAGCGUGCAGCAAGUGAAAUUACAGCGAAAAGCAGGUUCUUCGUUCCCCUUGAAAUUAGGUGAGGUCUUGGGAGGCUGUCAUGGCCUUGGAUGUAGGUUAAUUACCAAAACAGAAUUUUGACCCCCAAUAAUUGACUGUCAGUCCAAUGCAGCUCUUCUUCUGAGCACAAGUAAAUUAGGAAAACUGAUGUCACUUAAGCAGACAUAUUCGCAGUCCCUUACAAGGGCCUGUUGUUUUUAAACCUCCCUGUCCUGCAAAUCUUUCUGCUCGAAUGUAUUUCAGUAGAGAGGGGGGCAUGUGUCCUUUCUCCCCAUGUUUCCUAGGAGUGACUUUCAGCCAGCUGAGCAGGUCAAAGUCUGUCCCCUGCAAGAUAGAACAACCAGCUUUUGCUCGGCUGAAUGCGUGGGUGCCUGCUUGCAUGGGUCAAGCUUCAGGAUGUGGGUCUACUUGUACACUAAAUAUUGUGAUCUUACGCUACCGGACUUCCAAAGUGCAAAUGUUGCCUUUUUAAUGUGAAGCUUACCUUGGAGAUAAAACAACUGUUUUGAGAGAACUGGCUGACCUUGAACAUGUGUUUCCUGUUUUGGUACAGAAUAUAAAUACAGAACAAACUAUUUUACAUAGAUUUUGACUGGAUCGAGAUAUAAGGGCUAAUUUUUUGUUAUUUACGGAGAAAAAAUUUCCUUAUUUUAAUGUGUAAAAAAAAAAAAAGUAUGUCAUACAAAAGAAGAAAAAACUGUUCAUCAAUAAAAUG
Molecule: messenger RNA, 6386 nt
Organism: Athene cunicularia (burrowing owl)
Lineage: Eukaryota; Metazoa; Chordata; Aves; Strigiformes; Strigidae
Gene: LMLN
Product: leishmanolysin like peptidase
Exons: 18
Coding region: 1-2271 (756 amino acids)
Biological process (GO): cell adhesion; proteolysis
Cellular component (GO): cytoplasm; membrane
Molecular function (GO): metalloendopeptidase activity
Source: RefSeq, a predicted model, not a curated record